ACUCAGAAUCAAUAUAUUCGUUUGGUUUUAGGGUUUCCUUGUUUUAGAUGAACCAUUUGUAGUUGCUUUUGUCCCUCCGCCGCCUCCGACGACAAUGGUUGCCGCCAAGAAGACAAAGAAGACCCAUGAGAGCAUUAACAACAGAUUGGCUCUCGUUAUGAAGAGUGGGAAAUACACUUUGGGUUACAAAACUGUUCUUAAAUCUCUCAGAAACUCCAAAGGUAAGUUGAUUAUCAUUGCCAACAACUGCCCUCCUCUUAGGAAGUCGGAGAUUGAAUAUUAUGCCAUGUUGUGCAAGGUUGGAGUUCACCACUACAAUGGAAACAAUGUAGACUUGGGCACUGCAUGUGGCAAAUAUUUCCGAGUGUGCUGCCUCGGCAUCAUCAACCCGGGUGAUUCUGAUAUAAUUAAUAGCGUGCCCGGAGAUCAUUAAGCUACUGAGUGAGAA
Molecule: messenger RNA, 448 nt
Organism: Hibiscus syriacus
Lineage: Eukaryota; Viridiplantae; Streptophyta; Magnoliopsida; Malvales; Malvaceae
Product: 60S ribosomal protein L30-like
Exons: 5
Coding region: 95-433 (112 amino acids)
Cellular component (GO): cytosolic large ribosomal subunit
Molecular function (GO): RNA binding; structural constituent of ribosome
Source: RefSeq, a predicted model, not a curated record